AUGACGAAGAUCAACAGUCAGACACACUCCAGCCGGAGAAAGAGCCGCAAGGCUCACUUCUCCGCCCCGUCAAGCGUGCGCCGUGUGAUCAUGAGCGCACCGCUAUCGAAGGAACUCAGAGAUAAGCACAACGUCCGCGCGAUCCCCAUCCGCAAGGACGACGAGGUCGUCAUCAAGCGCGGCAGCAACAAGGGUCGCGAAGGCAAGGUGACGUCCGUGUACCGUCUCAAAUAUGUCAUUCACAUUGAGCGGGUGUCGCGGGAGAAGACGAAUGGACAGAGCGUGCCGAUUGGCAUUGCGCCGAGUAAGGUCGAGGUGACGAAGUUGAAGCUGGACAAGGAUCGGGAGAGGAUGAUUGAGCGGAUUGCGGCGGGGCGGGAGGCGAACAAGAAGAAGACGGCGCAGAAGUGA
Molecule: messenger RNA, 411 nt
Organism: Baudoinia panamericana UAMH 10762
Lineage: Eukaryota; Fungi; Ascomycota; Dothideomycetes; Mycosphaerellales; Teratosphaeriaceae
Exons: 3
Coding region: 1-411 (136 amino acids)
Biological process (GO): ribosomal large subunit biogenesis; cytoplasmic translation
Cellular component (GO): cytosolic large ribosomal subunit
Molecular function (GO): RNA binding; structural constituent of ribosome
Source: RefSeq, a predicted model, not a curated record